AGCGUGAUAUUUAAUUUGAAAUAGUCUUGGAUCAUUUUGUAGUGAAAGCCUGCAGUAGAAAUGGAAUAGACUAUAUACAGCCUUUUGGUUAGAGAUUCCUGUAUAAAAAUCCCACAAAGCUAUUCAUUCGCCAACCGACACAGGCAUUGGACAUGGAAUUUACCACUACAGCAGGAAAUGCAACGACAUUCGGGAAUACAACGGCGGGAUAUGAAUUUGACCCCCAGAUUGAAAUGUUUAAAAUACUUGUGACAUGUAUCCUCGCACUCGUAAUGUUUGGAAUGGGAUGCGCGGUGGACCAUGAAAAAUUGAUUAACAAUUUUAAAAGACCCAUUGGAAUUCUUAUUGGACUCGGAUGUCAAAUUUUGAUGAUGCCUAUGAUUGCGUAUGGAUUGAUAAAAGCGACAUCAAUGUCUGAAUUACAGGCAAUCACGUUCAUGGUGGUAGGCUGUAGUCCUGGCGGCACUUUCAGUAAUAUUCUAGCGUACAUGGUAGAUGGAGAUAUGCCACUAAGUGUUGCCUUGACAACUUUGAGCAAUUUGUUUGCCCUUGGAACAGUCCCCAUGUGGCUCUUUUUAUACACGUGGAUUGAAGAGGUUGAUGAAAAUAUUCAAAUUCCGUACAGUUCAUUAGGGAUCACUUUAGCAAGUUUGAUCAUUCCAAUUGUUGCCGGAAUCUUAUUUCGAUACAAGUUCGUCAAAAUAGCCAAAUAUCUAGCAAAGGGAUGUGCAAUAUUCGGAUUUAUUCUAUUGGUUGCAAUUGUUGCAGCGAUGUUGAUAAGAAAUGACAUUCCAAUUGUAUUCUCGGUGAAGACUAUACUGCCAAUAGCAGUUCUACCAAUUGCCGGCAUGGUGAUUUCAUUCUGCAUCUCUCUCAUUCCGAGACUUGAAUUGUCACGGGAAGCAAGACGAACGAUCGCAAUUGAAACGUCAAUACAGAAUGGAAGUCUUUCGACAAAUGUUGUUUUUUUAACUUAUGGAAACCGUUUGAAUAUGUUCAUGGCUGUUAUUACCAUCCCCCUGUUAUACUCAAUAUCGCAAACUAUUUAUAACAUUAUUUUAGUAGUGAUUUAUAAAACCUGGAAAUUUUAUCAAAAGUCCAGAAACAGGAAAUUCUCUGGGCAAUCUGUGACUGCAGUUGGGUACGAGGUAAUGGAAAUGACGUAACGACCAAAUAAUUUUCGUUGAAAUGAGUCCAAAUUCUACCACAGCUGUGUACUUCACAUUGAAUUUGUGACCGAACAUAUGUGAAAGUGAAAAAACUUUCGGGCGAAUCAUUUUAAAAUUUUGGAUUAUAAACAGUAUAUUCUUAGUUGCCUCUAGUAGGGUGUAGAAUUUUCAACUAUUUCCAACGAUAACUUCCACAUUUUUGCACAAAGCUCUUAACUACAGCGCGAAAGUCGUUUACGAAUCCUACUGUUUUGUGUAGAAUUUUCAAAGAUAAUUUCCACAUUUUUGCACAAAGCUCUUAACUACAGCGCGAAAGUCGUUUACGAAUCCUACUGUUCUGAUCAUGAUAUUAUUGCGUUUUUAUUCUUCAACUUCACAUUUUCAUUACACAUUUAUUUGUAAUAUCGAAUUUGCACCGACGCACUUCUC
Messenger RNA from Styela clava, 1598 nucleotides. RefSeq names its product sodium-dependent organic anion transporter-like. The record is from RefSeq and is a predicted model, not a curated record. Gene Ontology annotation, cellular component: membrane. Lineage: Eukaryota; Metazoa; Chordata; Ascidiacea; Stolidobranchia; Styelidae.